Cucurbita moschata (crookneck pumpkin) is the source of this 2068-nucleotide messenger RNA. RefSeq names its product DNA (cytosine-5)-methyltransferase DRM2-like. The record is from RefSeq and is a predicted model, not a curated record. Gene Ontology annotation, cellular component: nucleus. Lineage: Eukaryota; Viridiplantae; Streptophyta; Magnoliopsida; Cucurbitales; Cucurbitaceae. The coding region runs from base 308 to 2068 and encodes 586 amino acids. The transcript has 10 exons. Gene Ontology annotation, molecular function: DNA (cytosine-5-)-methyltransferase activity.
UCGAGAUAAUGACUUUGUACCAUGGUUAGAGAGUGAAAGUGAAAUAUCCAAUCCGGAGAUUCGACGGCGGAAGACACCAAUUUCCCUCCCCUUCAUCGGCGAUUACAUAAAUGGUUCUCUGAUUCUCUCCGGCGACCAUCUCUCCGCGCUUCUCCAGUUUCAGAAGCGCGACAGAGAGAUUUCGCAUUAUUUCUCGGCAUUUUUCUCCGAGUUAAUUUCAUCCAACGAACUCAUUUUUCUUAGUUGUAUUUGUUUGCAGCUUGAAGGCCCCAUCUUCCACCAAAUCAUAGUCCACCAGGACAUAAGGAUGGCUGGGGACGAUUUUGGUGUUGAAGUUGAUAACAUUGACUGGGACACUGAAGAUGAGCUAGAAAUUGAGAAUAUACCUUUAGCCUCUCAUGCGAGCUUGGCGUUUCCUGGUGUCGAGGAAAAUAUGGGAAGCUCAUCUGCAGGUCCUUCGAACUCGAAGAUAGUUGAUCAAUUUAUUGGAAUGGGAUUUUCUGCAAAAAUGGUUUCUAAAGCUAUCGAGGAAAACGGAGAGGAAAAUACGAAUUCUAUACUUGAGACUCUCCUCACGAUGUCGGCUCUUGAAAAUUCUCCUCCGAAGCAGCAGCAUGUCGAUAGUGACGACUCGUUUUCAGAUUACGGUGGAAGUUUUCUGGAUGAUUUUACUGAUACAGACAGUGAUUCUGAAAAUGAGGGGACUGCAAAACCAGUAUCCGAUGUUGAUAACAAAAGGAUGUUCUUGGUGGACAUGGGAUACUCUGAAGAUGAAGCUUAUGCAGCAAUAGAGAGAUGUGGUGUGCAUUCCUCAAUUGCAGAGCUGACAGAUUUUAUAUCUGCUGCUCAAAUUUCAAAGGCUGCAGAUGUUCUUCUUGGUGAUCUCCCUGAUAGGCCAAAGCCGACGAAUCUCAAUGCCUGCAGUAAGCUCAAAAAGAGAAGGCAUUGUGAUUACGAGCCAUGGAAAAAGAAGAAGCCGAGGUGCCUUGAUGACGACGACGACGAGACAAUUCGUUUGCCAAACCCAAUGGUUGGGUUCGGGGUUCCGAAUGAACUGUCUCCUACAGUUCACAGAAAAAUUCCAGAAGCAGCCAUGGGACCUCCCUACUUUUACUACGAAAAUGUGGCGCUCGCUCCCAAAGGAGUAUGGAAUACAAUUUCCCGCUUCUUAUACGACGUUGAACCCGAAUUUGUUGAUUCCAAAUAUUUCUGUGCUGCUGCAAGAAAAAGAGGCUAUGUUCAUAAUCUCCCAAUACAUAACAGAUUUCCUCUUCUUCCUUUGCCUCCCCACACUGUUCAUGAAGCAUUUCCUUUAACAAGGAAAUGGUGGCCUUCAUGGGAUUUUAGAACACAGUUAAAUUGUUUACAAACUUGCAUUGGAAGUGCUCGAUUGACCGAUAGGAUUCGUAAAGCUCUUGAAGAUUACGAUGGCGAACGGGAUCUGCCAUUACAUGUGCAAAAGUUUGUCGUAGAACAAUGUCGAAAAUGGAAUUUGGUUUGGGUCGGAAAAAAUAAGGUUGCCCCACUCGAACCCGAUGAAGUAGAAAUGCUUUUGGGAUUCCCCAAGAACCAUACUAGAGGGGGUGGAAUCAGUAGAACAGAUAGAUACAAGUCUCUUGGCAAUUCAUUCCAGGUCGACACCGUGGCGUAUCAUCUUUCGGUUUUGAAGGACAUGUUCCCAGGAGGAAUCAAUCUCCUCUCGCUCUUUUCUGGUAUCGGAGGUGCAGAAGUGGCACUUCAUCGCCUCGGUAUCCCGCUAAAAAAUGUAGUCUCGGUCGAUAUCUCAGAAGUGAACCGAAACAUUGUGCGAAGUUGGUGGGAGCAAACGAACCAAAAAGGUACUUUGAUUGAUCUUGCUGAUGUGCAAGAGCUAGAUGCAGAUAGGUUACAAUACUAUAUGAACUUAUUUGGAGGUUUCGAUCUCGUAGUCGGAGGGAGCCCUUGUAAUAACCUUACGGGUAGCAAUAGGUACACUCGAGACGGACUCGAGGGCAAAGAAUCCAUCUUGUUUUAUGACUACUUUAGAAUCUUAGAUUUGGUCAAGUGUAUAGCCACCAAAACUGAAUGA